AUGGAAGAAGAUAGCACUUAUCCAACAAGUCGUUUUAUUAAACUUUAUGAUAAAAAAAGAACUUUCUAUUACAAAAUCAUAAAAGAGGGAACAUAUCCUCUUACCAAUCAACUUCAUUACACCAGAAAUCCAAAACAUCCAAUUCCUCACAAUUAUAUUGUUGAAACUCAAUAUGGAAAAGCAAACCAUAUUGUAAAAUGUUCAAUUAAUUAUGUGGAAGGAAAACCUUUAUUUAAAGUCAACUUUGGAGAAAAUUUUGCGAAAGAAGAGUUCAAAGAAGCUACUAAUAAAGGAAAAAUAUCUGGCCAUCUACUUUUUGGUCUCAAGUUACUUAGUGUUGAACGAGUGAAUAAGUCAGUGACAUUAAAAAUUCAACCUUUUAGUGAACUUAGCAACACCACAAGAAGCCGAAAGAUGCUAUGCUUAUCACAAUGUAUUUUGGAUGCUGUUGAAGAAGAAAAGGAAAACAUGUUCCAUCCAACUGACCAAAUAAAACUUAAGCAAGUAAAAUUUGAAUCUUAUAAUGAUUUAUAUGAUAUUAAUUUUGAGCAGUUAAAUAUAAUGGGAGAAAUAAAAAGAAUUGAGGCAGUAGUUAAAUCUUUAGACAGAAAUCAUAUUUCAAGAGAGGCAUAUCGAUCUUUAGCACGAAUUGAACAUAGUAUACCACGUGAAGAGGCAGUAUCAACUACACGACAAAGAAUCAAUAUAGAAAUGAGAAAAAAUAUUCCAUUAACUCUUGUUGAUUUAUUACAACCAACUAUUUUUGAGCCAAUUACAGAAAAGCCUCAUAUUACUGAUAAUGCAGUUAUUACAAAUAUGUUAGAAUCAAUUGGUAAAGGAGGACAACGGCGUAUUACAAAUAUUCUCAAUUACAUUGUACCGUUAUAUAUAGAACGAGGAAUCUUAACUCCUGAGACAUCAACUUUAUACAUUAGAAUUUCAGGUGAUGGACGCAAUGUUGGUCGCAAGGUUAAACAUGUUAUGGUAACAAUAACAUUAUUAAAUGACCUUAAUGGUUUACAAAAACCAGAUAACAAUUAUACAUUAGUCUUAUAUCCAGGAGCUGAAUCAUAUGAAUCUCUUAAAAAUGCCCUAACUCCUUUAAUUUCUGACUUGUCUAUAUUAAAAGAAAAAGGAUUUGAUCAAAUAGGAGGUAAUCACUGGCCGGUUGAACUAUUUUUUAGUUCAGACUGGAAAUUUCUAUCAAUAUGUCUAGGAAUAAAAGCCGCUAACGCUCAACAUUUCUGUCCAUGGUGUGAUUGUAGUAAAGAUGAAAUUAACACUACAACAAAAACAAUAAAUAAGUCAAUGGAUGAGAUUAAAGAUAAUUAUAAUCAAAUUAAUGGUCAUAUUAAAAAACCACUAUUUUAUAUGAUACCUUUACAAAACUGGGUAUGUGACGAAUUACAUGUUUUUUUACGAAUAACAGACAGAUUAUGGGAAUUGAUACUUUCUGAUCUUCGUCGUAAAACAACAAAUGAAGAAAUUUGGAAAGAAAAAAUAUUAUUAGAAAUGCAGAGACUUAAGAUAACAUUUCAAUUUUGGCGUGAAAAAAAUAGUAACAAUCUAUCAUAUACUUCCCUUAUGGGACCAGACAAGUUAAAAAUCCUGAAAGAAUUUAAUCUUAUUGCCAUUUUUCAGUCAAUAGAAAGAGCUAUACAAAUCCAAGAAUUAUGGAAUCAAUUUAAUGAACUGUAUAUCUUGAUGCAAAACAUGCAAACUACAGGUGAAACUUUUCGUUAUAAGGCUCAAACUUGGCUAAAUGCAUUUUUAGCUCCUUCUAAAGGUCAUCCCAACAGGAGUAAUUUUGUUAGAAGAAUCGGUGGAAAAGAAAAACCACAUGCAAGUGUGCCUUUAUUUUCGAAACACAUUAAAAGAUGGGGACACGAGAAUUCACGAAAAUCUGCAAUUGUAGAAAUGUUAGAACAUGAAAAUCGGCAAUUAUAUUUUGCGUUAAACGAAGUACCAAAUUUUUUUGAAAAACCAAAAAAAUACAGAAUAAUUUAG
Messenger RNA from Rhizophagus irregularis DAOM 181602=DAOM 197198, 2007 nucleotides. The record is from RefSeq and is a predicted model, not a curated record. NCBI's taxonomy places the organism in Eukaryota, Fungi, Glomeromycota, Glomeromycetes, Glomerales, Glomeraceae.